AAGUUAACCUCAUUUGCACGCACUGACUGAGAAGGACAAUGGGUUAUACCAAAUCCAAUGCUGCAUAUUUGAAAGGUAUUCGUUUUUCAAGCUUUUUAAAGUAAUUUCCAGAAGAGGGCGCUGAUCUUUAUAGGUAUGAAUUGCUUCAUAAAUGCGUAGAUUAAAAGUUGGAUGCUUGUCAAAAGAGAGUCGGGGGCGAAGGAGGAGGAGGAGGACAGCGAUUACUGGCAGAAUAUUUGAAGUAACAUUAUCAUGUUGAUUUGAAACUAAACGAAAAACUUGCUGGAAGGCAGAUAAAGGCACAGAAGAUGUCAUAACAGGGGGCUCUACCUGACUUCAGGAGGCCUCUCUCUCUCUCUCGCUGUCUCUGUGGAACAUGAAAGCUGGGUUCAUUGCGUUCGGCUGGGACUGACAGAACUUGCCCACCGGUUGCCCUGGAGACACCCCUGCUCUUCUAAUUCAUGAGCCAGCAGGAAGUGGCAGUCACUGUGCUUUCAGAACGGCUCCUAAUAGCAGCGCACAAAGGCCAGGCGGACAAUGUGGUGCAGCUUAUUAACAAGGGCGCCAAGGUAGCAGUAACCAAGUAUGGACGUACCCCGCUGCAUCUGGCUGCCUACAAGGGCCACAUCGAAGUGGUGUACAUUCUGCUGAAGGCAGGCUGUGAUCUGGACUUUCAAGAUGAUAGUGAGCAGACAGCCCUGCAUCGUGCAGCAGUAGUGGGGAACACUGAUGUCAUCUCGGCUCUGCUCCAGGAGGGGUGUGCUCUGGAUCGAGAGGACAAGGAUGGUAACACUGCUUUGCAUGAAGUUUCUUGGCAUGGAUUCAGUCAGUCUGUCAAACUGCUCAUCAAGGCAGGGGCAAAUAUUCAAGCAAAGAAUAAGGCUGGGAACACAGCUCUGCACCUGGCCUGUCAGAAUGGCCAUUCCCAGAGCUGCAGACUGCUGCUUCUGGGCGGAUCCAGGCCAGACACCAAGAACAGUGUGGGUGAGACAUGUUUACAUGUUGCCGCCCGCUACAAUCAUGUGACCAUAAUUACAAUACUCCUCAGUGCUUUGUGUUCUGUUAGUGACAAGAAUCAGGCAGGGGACACGCCACUCCAUAUUGCUGCAUCUCUAAACCACAAGAAAACAGCAAGGCUUCUGCUGGAAGCAGGGACCGAUUCAACCACUUUAAACAAUGCAGGUCAGACUCCCCUGGAUCUGGCCAGAGAGCAGAACAGUCCUGAAGUGGCCUUGCUUCUCACCAAAGCUCCGCAGGUCCAGAGCUUCAGCCGAGGUAGAAGUGUGAGGAAGAGACGAGACAAGUUAAAAGAAGAGCGCCGGGCGCAGUCUGUGCCCAGGGAUGAGAUGUUACCCACGAAGGGGAGUGUGGCAGGCGACACCCACAGCAGUGACCGCCCGCCGUGCGAACGAGGAGACCGCAAGAACAAGCCCCGCUCCACCACACCUGAGCCCCGAACAAAGAAGGAUAAAAAGAAAAAGGAGAAGGAGAAGGGACCUCCUAAAAACAACCGUGUGCAGCUUCCCUCUGCAUUGACAGAGCCCGCCCCCAGGAAAGACACCCAACACCGUGAGACCAAUCAGAGGAAGAGAAACAAACAGAAUGGCCCCUCCCUCCAGCCCCCCCACAGUUAUAAGGCCUACCAGCUCUACACACUGUACAGGGGGAAGGAUGGAAAGAUCAUGCAGGCCCCAAUAAACGGCUGUCGCUGCGAACCCCUAAUUAAUAAACUGGAAAACCAGCUGGAAGCCACCAAAGAAGAGUUAAAGUCUGAGAUUCAGACUAUCCAGGAACACAUGAACAGCAAACUGGGGCAGCUCGAUCACAAGAACAAACUGCAGUUAAAGGUAAUGGAUAAGAUGACCUUGGAAAGAAUAUCUGCAGAAAGAACAGAGUGCCUCCAUCGCAUUGACCAGCGGGCUGUUCUGGAGAAGCUGGAGGGGGAAAAGAAACAGGCAUCUGUAGUCAAUGAAUUGAAAAACUGGUGCAUGUCUAAGAUCCAGAACAUUGAGGUGCGGCUUUCUGGAGAUUCCAAAAAUUCAAAACCCAAGUCCUCUACUUUUGAGGCCCUUACUGAGAGCCAGACCACCGAGAGUGACCCGAGCACUCGGGACAACGGCCUCAGUGGGGCUGCCUGCCUUCCACCCAGAGAGGCCCAGCAACAGAGCCUGGCCAAGGAGGGCUCAGGGAAACAGUACCUUGUGGUUCAAGAAGACAGCCCACCAGAUGUGAAACAGCAGCCCCUGCUGAUUGAGUUCUCUGCACCCGUUUCAAGGAGCCCCAUAGCUACUUCUCCCAGAGUCGUUCGGCCCAAAGAGCGGACAUCUGCCUCUGCUGCCUCCAGUAGGACACAGGACGAACUGCAAGAAACAGAGACCCCAGCUUCUCAACCCAGACAAGUGCACAUAAAGGCUUCAGAGAGCUUCUGCACAGGAACGUUCAGCCUGUCUCCGCCUACUGAGCGUCGCAGCAGCAGACAGGGGCAAGACAGGGGGAGACAUCCAAGGAGACACUCCCAAGGAAGGACCGACCUUCCCAAGCCCAAGCCAAGCCAGGUCGGGCUUCCAGAGCUCCCUGCUCCCCAGCAGGAGCGGGACACCCUGCACGCUCUGGAGAUCACACAGUACCUCUUUGAGGCUGUCGCCACGCAGAUGGAGAAGUGGUACGAGCGGAAGAUCGAGGAGGCUCGCUCCCAGUGUGAGCAGAAAGCCCAGCAGGACAGAGCAGCUCUACAGGAGCAAGUCCUCAGUCUGGAGGAGGAGCUCCGAAUGCUACGGACUAACAUACACAAGGAGAGCUAGCAGAGGGACAGGGAACGUGUGCACGACUAGUCCCUUCCGCGAAAACACAAUUACAGUAUAGGCAUUCAUAUCAAGUGUAGAUUUUUCAUCAAACGGUACAUCGUCCUAUAUGGAGUGAAAAAAGUUAAGAGUUUUAAUAUAUUUUAAAAGUUUGUUACCUUAUUAGCCCAUGAUGAAAAAAAAAUGUUGUCCACUUUGGCGCAUUUAAAGAUGCCAAGCAGCCGAUAAAGUCUGCUUUCUAAUGUGAAAGAGAGCAGACUAUGGAAGAAUGCAGUAAGCAGAUACCAAGCAAUGUUGCAUGAUUAUUGGGGGACUGCAGGUUGCAUUUCUAGUUAAUGGAUCUCAGGUGGCUCUGGAUUGGACAUUCAGACUAAAUGGGCAGCCGGAAACAAUUUGCUAAACUAAAAUAUGAAACAAAUAAAAAUAAUAUGAACCCAGAAUCCCAGAAUUAAUGCAUACGUUUUUUUUUUUUUCUGUUAACAGUUCACAUAGGUGAAUGAUAGAAAAUGUUGUUGUGUUUUAAUGGAUGAUGUACAAUCUGAGCUUUUUUGUUAAACAAGGUUUUUUAACUCCUACUAACUGGAAUAUCUACAGAAAGGUUUGGUAACUUCAGUUUUUAUAGAAAUAUUUAUUUUACUGGCACUAACAUGAAAGGAGAGUCCAAGUGUUUUUUUUACAAUAGUUUGUAUACAGUGCUAUUCAAAAACGGCAACACUUGUCAUACUAAGCAUAAUACACCUUUGCCUACACCCAUUGAAAAACACAUUGAAUUAAUUGCUACCAAUAAACGGUUAAAAGAGGAAGAAUUAUUAAAGCACAUGCUCCAGUGCAGUUUGCACAAAACAAAUGACAAAACAUGUUGAUGUGCAUGUAGCAGCCAGGACUGGGCUCAGUUCCAAUUCUCAUUCCCUUCUAAUCAAUUCCAACACAUCACUGAUUCAAACUUGCAAUCCGCAGCAUUCUGUUAAAUGAGCUUCUCACAGUGGCACCAAAGUAUUUAAACUGAAGUCAUUUAGUCAAUUAAACUAGAUUCAAAUAACAGCAGUUGAACAAUUAGAACAAUUAUUAUGUCUCUAAAAUAUCAAUUUCGAUUCCAAAGCCUUUGAAGGAAUUGAUAUUGGGAAUAGAUUUUAAAAACUAAUUGGAAUUCUGAAACAGGAAUUGAGCCCAACCCUGGCAGGAACCCAUUGUUUACCAGCUAUUAUGCUAAUAUGAACUGUCCCAUAUAUGUUUCUGUGUCAUUGUAAGACAGGGAUUUGAGUGCGGUUGCUGGUUGAGGCAAAACAAAACUGGAAAAACUAUGUUCUGUCACGUUAAUUCCUCACUAGAAGCCAUUAAAGCACCGGACAUGCCAGCCAACUUCUUCAUAACACAACAGUAAACAUAACCCUUAGCCUUACAUACAUAGAGGCUGACAAGACAGCUCUCUACUAUGGACUGAAGUGUUAAACUUCAUGACAGUGUUCAGUCUACCACGGGAUGAAUGCACUGACAAAUCCUGUUUUUUUUUUGUUUUGUUUUUUGUAGUUAAAUUGUAUAUGCAAUUUUCUAUUCUGUUUUUUAGUGCGGUAUAAAAACUGUAAAAUGCAGAUAUAAGCUUU
This is a messenger RNA of Polyodon spathula (Mississippi paddlefish), 4402 nucleotides long. RefSeq names its product ankyrin repeat domain 6b (gene ankrd6b). The record is from RefSeq and is a predicted model, not a curated record. The transcript has 16 exons. Gene Ontology annotation, cellular component: cytoplasm; nucleus. Bases 462 to 2801 code for a protein of 779 amino acids. NCBI's taxonomy places the organism in Eukaryota, Metazoa, Chordata, Actinopteri, Acipenseriformes, Polyodontidae. Gene Ontology annotation, molecular function: protein binding.